This is a messenger RNA of Yarrowia lipolytica CLIB122, 1380 nucleotides long. RefSeq lists its product as uncharacterized. Lineage: Eukaryota; Fungi; Ascomycota; Dipodascomycetes; Dipodascales. The record is from RefSeq and is a predicted model, not a curated record.
AUGGCGGGAAUCGACCCCGAAACACACGUGGCAGAAAUCGAGGCCGCAGCGUCGCAUCCGCCGCUUCUGCCGCCGUUGAUCCCAUCCAUUACGACCGGCACAUCGUUCGCCAACGUCUGGGGUGCUCUGAACCGGUUUUCCAUCGACCAGGGGUUUGUGUUUGCGCUGUACCGCUCCAGAGGCAGCAACAAUGGCUCGGACCCGUUCGUGCGCAAAAUCAUGCGCUGUUGUCGGCCCGAUUGCACGUACAAGGUGGAUAUCCGCGACUAUGGAGGAGGCAGGGCUGAUUUGGUGUACGACUCCAGCAGCCGGAACGAACACAAUCACAAGACGGACGGCUCAGAUGUGACCGAGGGGGUUUCGGCACUCAUUGAUAAAGUAGAGAGAGGUCGACAAAAGAAAAACCCAGACUUCGAGGACGAAAACUUGCCUCCAGGCACUGUUCAAAACUCCAAGCUGCACCUGUGGAAAAUGAUCAACGACUGGGCAAAAAAGGACGGUUUUGUCUUCAGGUACAAGUCUAUAGGUGGCAAAAAGAAGAACAACAAGCAGUAUCUGCGCUUUGUUUGCUGCCGCUCCGGUGAAGAUGGCCAGGCUUGUGGAUACAACAUCAGUGUGACCAAACAUGGAGAUACCAACUGGACGGUCAAUCAGACCAGGAACUUGUCUGUCCACAAUCACAGCUUAUGUCCGAUUGACCAGUUAUCACGGGACCAACGGAAUCUGAUCUACGACAUUGAAAAACGCAUUCUACAGCUGGAUCCACAAUACUGCCCAGACUACUUGCCUGCUAAAAGGUCGUUUCGCCAUCGUGAGGAUCUUGAAAGGUAUCUCAACGACUUUAGUCUUAAUUACAAGUCUGAUGGAGUGCCAUUUUACUUUGGAUGGGUCAAAAAGGACACCAACACCAGCAAAUCGGGUGCUGAUUCUGGCGGAACUCCCACAGAGACCAUCACCUACGCUUGCAGUCGGUACAGAAAGCCCACCAAGCUUCGUCCCUGUGUUGGAACGGAGUGUCCCGUCAAGGUCAACGUUUACAAAGACGUUGACGGCGUUUGGCACCUGCGUCAUGCGCCCUAUCAAGACAAUGUCACCGGCCAUAAUCAUGCUCCAGCGGACUCCAAGUGGAGCGUGAUGGUUCAUCGGCGUCUUUCUUCCGAAGAACGACAGUACAUCAAGGAGUCUACUGAGCAGGGAAUGACCCCUACUCAGAUUGCACAAGUUCUGAAACAGCGAGGGAACGAAGCAAUCACAAACCGUCGAGUUUCGGGUCUGAUUUUCGAGAUGAAGCGAACGGCGGCCAGGAAGAAGCGGAAAUUGGACUCCAAAGACUUGAGGCAUGACGACAACGACGCCGAAAGACCCAACUACGUUGAGUAA